GAGAGGGUGAGGAAAGGAGUGGGGGCAGAGGAGGAGAGAGGAGGGGAGAGAGAAAAACGCGCUGAAAGAAGCCUGGCAUAGUUUUGUGGGGACUGUGGAAGAAGAUGUAACGGAGCUCAGAAGCGCUCUCCCCGGGAUGGAAACCUGGAUUAGUGUCCCUGCUGAGACCCACUGUGGAUGUGCGAGCGAACCGGCAGGAGAUGCGGGGCAACGGGUGGAUUCUAAAGCCUUGUCACAAAAUGGGAACUAACUGCUCGUUUUCGCUGUAGUGCAAAGCUCACUGUGGGUGUGUGUGGGAUGUUGUGUCAGGGCUAAAGCCCAUCCCUCUCCCAUGAGCCUGUGGGCCUCCACACACACACCCGGCGCCCACUCACACACAGCCGGCACUGACGCUGUGAACUGGACCCUCUGAGCCCAACGGAUCCCAGCGGAGCGGUGUCUAGCCCAGUUGGAGCCUGAGGAUGUCAACAGAGACAGAGCUACAGCCAGCGGUCAGGCCCAGCAGUGUCAGACGGGACUCCAAAAGGAAAGGGCAGGAUCGCAGUGAGGUGGCUCUCAUCAGACGCUUUAAGGGCGAUGGCGUCCGCUACAAGGCCAAGCUCAUCGGCCUGGACGAAGUCACUGCGGCCCGUGGAGACAAACUCUGCCAGGACUCAAUGAUGAAGCUCAAGGGUAUAGCUGCUGCAGCACGGUCCAAAGGAGAUCACAAACAGAAGGUGUUUCUGACUGUUUCCUUUGGAGGGAUCAAGAUCUUUGAUGAGAAGUCAGGGGUCCUCCAUCACCACCAUGCGGUCCACGAGAUCUCCUACAUUGCCAAGGACAUCACGGACCACCGAGCCUUCGGCUACGUCUGCGGGAAGGAAGGGAACCACCGCUUCAUGGCCAUCAAGACGUCACAGUCGGCUGAGCCUGUGAUUCUGGACCUGCGGGACUUGUUCCAGCUCAUCUAUGAGAUCAAGCAGAGAGAAGAGAUGGAGAAGAAGGCCCAGAAAGACAAGCAGUGUGAACAGGCCGUCUACCAGACAAUACUGGAGGAGGAUCUGGAGGACCCGGUGUACCAGUACAUUGUGUUUGAGGCGGGACACGAGCCCAUCCGUGACCAAUCGGAAGAGGGCAUUUAUCAGGUUCCCACCAGUCAGCAGAAGGAAGGGGUCUAUGACGUCCCAAAGCGACACCCAAACGGACAUCAAAACACCCCCCACCAUCACCAUCAUCAUCAGCACCAUCAUGUCCAUGAUCAGCCCCUCCAACAAGAACAAACUGAGCAGCAGCAGCAGCAGCAGGAGGCAGUGGAAGAUCUGAUAGACUUAGGCCUGGGGAAGAAUAUCAACCAGUUAGAGAUUUUCGGAGACAUGUCCACGCCUCCUGACAUCACCUCUCCGUCGACUCCCGCCUCUCCAGCCAACACCCUUGACCAUUCGCUGGGUCUGCAGCCUCCCACGGAACUGUUUUCUCCCUUCAAUCCUGCAUCUGUGCCCUCAGGUUAUGUGACGAUGGGAGCGGUACCCCCCGGCCACUGGUCCCAGCAGGCAUUCGCUGCCCAGACGCCGCUGGCCUUCGGGGUCCAGUCUCCGCUAGGCCCAAUGGCCCAGGUCCUGCCAGGCGGCCAGCCUCUCAUCUGGGGCCAGGCCAACAUCUUCCCUGCCACCCAGCAGCAGUGGGCAGCCAUGGCAGCCGGAGCCUUCUCCCCUACAGCCUACCUCCCUGGCCAGCCUGUGGGCACCCUGCCCGCCGCCAUGUUCCAGACUCUCACCCCCGUCACGACUCUGACUCCAGCCGGCGAGUGCCAUUCAGGAGCUGGAGCGAGCGCCUCAGCUGCUUCCCCUUCAGCGUCGUCGAGUCCGCAGCAUGGAGAGAGGGGGAAGAAGAUGGGCAAGGAAAUGUUCAAGGACUUUCAGCUGGCGAAGCCUCCGGCCAUGCCCUCAAAGAGGGGUGAACAGCCCAGCUUAGCAGGGACCACAGAUGCAUUCAGCAGUUACUUCAGCCGUGUGGGCACUGCCACGGACACGGACGACUGUGACGACUUUGACAUUUCCCACAUGAAUCUGACACCAGUCACCUCCACAACACCAUCCACCAACUCGCCGCCCACCCCAGCUCCCAGGCAGAGCCCUCCCUCCAAGUCCUCCGCCUCCCAUGUCAGUGACCCCCCCACAGACGCCACGGACCCCCCCACAGACGACUCAUUUGGGGAAGCAGAGGGCAGCCCUAUUCGCAGUGGAGAGGAGGAUGCUGUGGGGAAGGACCCUCUCUACGCCCAGAUCAACAAAGGGAAGAAAUAAUGAGACACACAGGAAGACGGACCUGACUAGCACUGAGAGAAAAGGAGGAGAUCUAUGUGUGCGGGUGUGUGUGUCUGUUUGUAUGUAUGUGUGUGUGAGUGUGAGUGUGUGUCCUUCUCCUCUGGCUAUCAACCUCCCAGGAGGAGCCUCCACACUCCUCCUGUCCCCCUUCUCGUCGUCGUCGUCCUCCUCCUCCUCCUCCUCCUCCUCCUCCUCCUCUGUGCAGUCCUCUCUCCUCCUGAGAGGAAGGAGCCCUCUUCGUCACUCCAAGCAGGAGGGAUGUCAAUCAAUCCACCUCUCCCUCCACGCUGUGUUGUCUUCUCCUCUUCUCUCCUCCUCCUCCCUGGGGCGAGUCACACCCAGCCUUACAGACAUAACCUGAUCCUCCCUUCUCUCUCUCUCUCUCUCUCUCUUCCCCACCUCUUCCUGUCUGUUCACCCUCACACUCCUCCCUCUGCCUCCUGUGUCUGGCCAGAGUCUGUGCUGCCAAGGAGGGACUGAAUCAAGCAGUGCCUCUCUAUCUCCGACCCCCACACACACAAGCACCCUCAUUGGGAUAAGAGUGAUAAACUUUCCUCUCCAGUCUCCCUCUGUAGCAAGGACAUCCCACAGGAGGAGGCAGACUCUUAACGGGCCUAUCAGGGACGGCCCGUUCCUGGGAUCACUGCUUCUGAUUGGUUGGUUGGUGGCUGGUUCGGGCGUAUUCUCCGCAUUCUUGUGAGUGUCUGCUUGAUCUCUAUGCAGAAACGGACUCUCUGAGAGCAACUCACGCGCCAAUACAGCUCACACAGCAAUCGGCCUUCAACAGACACACACACACACACACACACACACACACACACGGUCAUCCCUCACUCUCUAACAUGCAUACACGCAGUGAUUUGCCAAACGUCUCAGCUCGCAGACAGACUCGUUCAGAUGCCAGAGGACCAGACAAACCGAGGAAGGGACCCUGAGAGGAAAAGUGUCAAAUGGAUUCUGUGAUCGAACUGUUCAUUCUCUAUAGCUUUUGUACAAUACUGAUUUAAAAAAAUGAAAAAAUGACUAAUUGAAAAAUUGAAUUUUUAUUUUAUAAGUCAAUCAAGCCGCUGGAGUCAGCUCUAUAGGAGUUGUAGAGUCAACCUGGCUUUAAGGCAUCUGAUCUUUGGUUUGCCAAAACUCAUUUUGUAAAUAAUGAUAACAACAACAACAACAACCAUUUGGUCCACCGGACGUCUGUGCCAUAAAAUAGGAAGGCUUCAGUUAUGCAAUCUCUUGACGUUAACCCAAGCAAUACCAACAUAUGUUUUUCUUUUGGUUUGAUUCCCCCUCAAAUACUGUUUCUGUUCUCGUGCAUGGAUGUCGUAGGUCUUUCUCUUAGCCUCACUUACUAAUCCACCUCUAAACCUUGUACCAUGCCCGUUUGUCCCAAGUCCCAUGGCCACAAGUUAUUGUUGUGUCUCUAUGGUUUACGUUAGCCGAACACGAUGUACCACAAUCCUAUGUUGCAGGUGCCGGACAUGGUCUCGCUCUCUGCAGCCCACACUGCUCCUGCCCGCCAUCCCUUUCCCCCGGAACAGUCUUUACACAGCCCUGCUCUGCCCAUUUGUCUGUCUGGUGUUCAGGUGCCAAAACCGCUGCUGUCCGAGCAUCUGUUUCGAUGUGUGUGUGUGUGUGUGUGUGGGCUGCAGCGUCCUCUGCUACAGCUACAUCGACUAUGAUGCCAAUGACUCCCUAUUUUAUGGCCAGAGUCCCCAUGUCACUGGAGAACUCUUUUUGGACUAUGACGUUGAUUAACUUAAAAAUGUGACAACUAGAAGACAAAGCGAAGACGCUGAAUAAAAAGGGAAACGUUGCUGUUUGAGUACAUAACAUUUCUAGACCUAUUUUAACUUUACCUCAGCUAACAGUUUCUUAAUGUAAAUUGACACAUUAUUUUUAUCUUUAUGAAUAUGACAUUCUACAGUGAGUUUUUAGAUGAUUUUUUGGGUUCCUCUCUUGAUUUACGUAUUCCACCAUGUAUUACUGUUACAAAUAAACACAUCCCAAAUGA
Pleuronectes platessa (European plaice) is the source of this 4314-nucleotide messenger RNA. It is a transcript of the gene dab1a, whose product is annotated as DAB adaptor protein 1a. The transcript is spliced from 16 exons. The coding region runs from base 462 to 2282 and encodes 606 amino acids. Gene Ontology annotation, biological process: ventral spinal cord development; lateral motor column neuron migration. The record is from RefSeq and is a predicted model, not a curated record. Lineage: Eukaryota; Metazoa; Chordata; Actinopteri; Pleuronectiformes; Pleuronectidae.